This is a messenger RNA of Colletotrichum siamense, 1461 nucleotides long. It is a transcript of the gene Aldh3b1, whose product is annotated as Aldehyde dehydrogenase family 3 member B1. The record is from RefSeq and is a predicted model, not a curated record. Lineage: Eukaryota; Fungi; Ascomycota; Sordariomycetes; Glomerellales; Glomerellaceae. Gene Ontology annotation, molecular function: oxidoreductase activity, acting on the aldehyde or oxo group of donors, NAD or NADP as acceptor. The transcript is spliced from 4 exons. The coding region runs from base 1 to 1461 and encodes 486 amino acids.
AUGGAACCUGCCAUCGAGAAACUGCUCGUGACCCUUGUUGAUGGGCGCGCGGAGGGCAUUCGGUUCCGCCAAGACAACCUCAUCAGUCUUCAUGAGGAAUUACGCAAGGAGUCCGCAGCGCUGUGCGCUGCCGAAGAAAAGGACUCGGGCGCGUCAAGGACGGAAGUCGAGGUUGAGCAUUUUCUAUCAAUGGAGGCCAUUCGCCACUUCUAUGAGUCUCUUGACUUUGGAAAGGAGCUCGAUACCGAGUAUCUAGUAGCUCAUGGCAAGGACAACACCACUAGACGAACCGGUGCUGGGCUGGUUAUCAUUAGGCCAACAACUUACACUCGGCUGUUCUCUAUUCUGAGCCCUCUUGCUGCGGCUAUAGCUGCAGGUUCUGUGGUUGCGCUCGAGCUCGAAGAUACUCUGCUGCAGCUUGACUCGAUUCUCCGCAGCGUUCUUCCUCGAGCUCUGAAUCAGAAUGCUUUCUGCAUUACAAAGAAAAUUACGGAUCAAUCGCUUCUCGACUCGGCAAUCCUCGUGGAUCAAACAGGCGUUGCACCCAGCGCAAGCCAUGUUAAUCACUUUGUUUCCUCCAACACUGCCCGUGCCAUUGCCAUCGUCGACCGUACCGCCGACAUUGAAGCCGCAGCAGGGGCCAUCACAGCCGCACGUUUCGGCUUUGGGGGACAGUCACCGUAUGCGCCAGAUCUCGUUCUAGUCAAUGAGUACGUGAAGAAGGAGUUCUUCGAAGCAUGCUCAAAGCACGCUUCCCUUGCCUUCGCGCGGGAGACGACCGUUCGACGCGCAAGUGACAACAAAAGCGACGAGACGAGGGCGGCCGUACAGGAGGCUGAGGAGAAGCGGCUGGUCUCCAGCUUUGGAUCGAAGGACUUCAAGUUGGUUGACAUCAAGGACAAGAACACUUCUCUCUUGAAUGCUAAGGUUAGUGGGCGUUUCUUGCCGAUUGCGACUUCAUCUGGCCUCGUGGACUCCAUAUACACUUAUGAGUUUGAAAAGCCUCUCUUGGCGGGCUACUUCUUCGCCAGUCCUGACGCGGCAAAGUACCUCUCACAACACCUUCCCUCGCACAUUUCUUUUGUCAACCAGAUCCCCUCCAGCCUUCUCCUGGGGCCUGCGGCAUCCACCUUGCACGAUGCGGCCUUCGAGUUCCGUUACAGCAAGGAGAUGUUUUCCGUGUCCCGGCCACAAUUCAUUGAGCAGCCUUCCGGCGCACUGGCAAAGGUCGACCAGCUCCUCUCUGGCGCCGGCGGCAUCACGACACAAAGCCUGCGGGCUUUGGCGACUGCCCCCCUGAAGCCCACGAACCAGCCUGGAAACAGCAGGUUGGGAUUCUUCGAGCAAGGGUUCGUAGUUGGUGCCAGCCUGAUCAUGAGCAUUGUGCUCCCAAGUCUGGCGUAUGGAACAUGGAUCGGUGGACGCAGAGUGUUUGACUACGCAUUGAAGCUCAGGUCUUAG